This is a messenger RNA of Oryzias melastigma (Indian medaka), 3268 nucleotides long. RefSeq names its product multimerin 2a (gene mmrn2a). NCBI's taxonomy places the organism in Eukaryota, Metazoa, Chordata, Actinopteri, Beloniformes, Adrianichthyidae. The record is from RefSeq and is a predicted model, not a curated record. The transcript is spliced from 9 exons. The coding region runs from base 580 to 2940 and encodes 786 amino acids. Gene Ontology annotation, molecular function: protein binding.
ACAUUUGAACAAAAGAUAUGAAGGAAUGAGAUCAUCAAGAGAUUUAACAACUAAUUAAUCCACCAGUGCAAAGGCUUCAGAUCUGCUGGGAUGUGAGCUCUCCUCGGAGUUCUGAACCGGUUUGUUAAUGGAUCGCUUUGUAAAAACACAGAUUUUAAUAAGAAAGACAAACUAUAAACAGUAGCAUGAAUGAGGGAAUCUGCUGUGGUUUCACACCCAGAGUCUGUUUCCAUUCUCUACGUCUGUUUCUGGAUUCCUACAAACUUCUCAGUCUUCCCUAAAUCAUCUAGAGUUUUAUAGAGAGGUCAGGGAAAUGUGAACCAGGAAAAGACGAAGCUGCUGACGUUAAAGUGGACCUCCUGAGAAGCUUCAGGUUCAGCAGGUCAGUUCAGGAUUUUCCCACAGAAGAAACCUUCAUCAAUCUGCUUUUUUGAAGCAAGACUGACAUAAAAGUUUCCUUUGAGAGUCGAGACGAGCAGGAACUGGUGUGCGUUUGUCGGCGAGCGAGCGCUGGAGCUCUGUGGAACAGAGAAAUGCAUCGUCAGGCCUCCGUGUUCAUCUCACGGCUGUCAGCAGCUCAUGGACAGGCUGGGGAAGCGGCAGAUCCACAGGCAGAGGCGGAGGACAGUCAGCCCUCUGAGGUGGCACUGCUGUCCAGGAUUCAAGGGCGAGAACUGCAGCGUCUCAGAUGAAGACGCUCGUUUGGACUCUGGAUUAUCUGAACAACGAAGAACCAACUUCCACUCUGCAGGUGUGGAUGACCCCGCCACCCUCCCAAUUCCUCACUUUAUGACCCUGGUCCUGUCUCGUCUGGAACACCUCAACCAGCAGGUGGGGCGGCUGACCAGUGAGGUGGCCCAGCUGAAGAGCCGCCAGUUUGGGGCCAGCCGUGCAGAGGACCCCCUGGAGGGCCCCCAGAGUGAUGAGGGAGUAGAGGAGCGGCUGGACGCCAAGCUGGAUGAGGUGUUCCUGCAGAUCCAAGAGGUUCAGAGGCAGAUGGAGGAACAUCGCAGCGACAUGGAGAGCAAGCUGCACUCCCAGCAUGCAAUGCUUCAAUACAACCUCAGCAGCCUUAAGACGGACGUGGAUGUGAAGCUCAAGCAGCACCAGAAGAUGAUGCAGGUCAACCUGCAGGCCAUGAACACCACACUAUCCGAGCUGAGGUCAGAUCAGGACAGCAUCUAUGAGGAUGAGCCGGAGGAUCCGUCAUCUUUACCGUCUAACACUGCAGUGCUCUGGGAGGCCGUCACACAACUGGACAACAAGCUGCUCAACAACUCGAUUCAGGUCGACAGGCUGCUGGACAACAUGGAGGUGACCUCCGGCGGCGUGGAGCAGCUGACGGAGAACCUGAAGAGCCUCGAGCGAUUCAUCAACCAGACAGCACGGAGGAGCCAGGUUCUGUUCAUGGAGACAGGCCUGGAGAUGGAGGCGUCCAAGUUGUCGGUGCAGGGACAGGUGGAGGAGCUGGGGAGGAACCUGACGCUGCUGGAGGAGCACAUGCGCCGCACAGACAAAGACGUGGACUACCUGUACUUGCUCUCCUACAAGCACAACUUGUCCAAAAACUGCGACUGCAAGGAACUGGAAGCCACCGUGGAUCACCUGGAGAGGGUCGUGGCCAAUGUGAGCGUAGUAGCCAAAGACAAUAGUGUUGCAUUAGAGGAGCAAAGUGAGCGAUGGUUGGAGCAAUGGGGCGGAGCCAGCGACUGGGAACCAGCAGUAAAGGCGCUGCAGCACGGCCUCCAGCAGGUGAAGGAGAUGCUGGCCUCGGGGCAGAGUAGAACCAGCACUCUGGACCUGAACCUGACCCGGCUGGCCGGCUCGCUGGCAGCUCUGCGAGAGGCCGAUGUGGAGCUGGAGAACAAGACGGCGGACCUCCUCGACUUCUUCUACUCCCUCCAGGGGGAUGUGGUCAGGCACAACGACGUGAUGCAGCAGCUGCUGGGGGAGGAGGUCCUGGAGUUUGUGGAGAGGCCCCUCCAGGACCAGGAGGCCCACUCCAUCCUAGCCCUGAAGGAGGAGCUCAGAGUCCUGCAGGAGCAGCUGAUGAGCCAUGAAGAACUGAGGACAGGAGGCAGAGAGGAGGUGCCGUCUGCUGACCAGCCCUCCGUCUUCCACCCCCUCCCGGACUGGCAUCCCGCUGGCUCCAGGAGAAAAGGCGGAGCAGAUCCGGUGCGGGAGCAGCAGCUCCUCCUCCACGCCGGGGACGGCGGCGACCUGUGGAAGCUCGAGAAGAAGGUGGAGAAGCUGCAGCAGCGGCUGGUCCGGGCGGAGGAAAGAGCCCACACCUGCAGCAGCGAUGGGGGGGCGCCGCCCACCGGCACGAUCUGUGCGGAGCUGAUGUGGAUGAAGAGGGGGCUGCAGGAACACCUCAGGCUGUUCAAGAACGUCUUCAUCAACGCAGACGUGCUGCUGAAGGCCAACGCCACGCUGGAGCUCGACAAGCUGUGGGAGCUGAUGAAGAGGAGGGGAGGGGGCAGAAAGGGGGUGGGAGGCCGCAGCAGGAGGGAGGUGUCAGAGUCAGAACAGGUGUUCCUCUCAGGUGCACCUGUACCGGCCCGCUCUCCGCUCUUCAUCGCCGGAUCUCCCCUCAGGAUCUCAGACGGGUCCGUGACCUUCCAGCCGUCUCUGAACCGGGGUCAGGUCUACUCUCAAACCGGAACCUUCAGGGCUCCAGUGGGCGGGGUCUACCUGUUCCUUCUCACCCUGCACCUGACGUCAGGCCCCGCCCACGUGUAUCUGAGGAGGGGGGAGACUGAGGAGGGAACCCCACUGUCUCUACGGAGGGAAGCGGUAAUGGAGGCGGGGCUCGUCACCGGAGCGGGUCUCCUCUGGCUGAGGGAGGGGCAGGAGGUGCGGCUGGACGUGAGGCCAGGGGAGUGGGUGGAGUCAAAGGACAACCUGUUUGCUGGGCUGCUGCUGCAUCAAAGCACCUGAAGGCGGAGCACGGGGGCGGGGGUUGGAAGAUGAUGGUCGGGGCUCUUCCGCUGUGCACCUUAGAGAGCAGAUGAGGAGGUGAAGAAUCGAACCCACACCACCCGGGACAGAAACUGAAAACAAGAGGGAGCGCCUCGUUUUCUGGACGGAGUCAGGAGAACCGGAACUGAUCCGGUUCUGGAGGGAAGAACAUUUAGAACCCAGAGAUUUUAUUGACUAUUUGAAGAGUAGAUGUGAAAAUGAAACUACCCUGUUGAAAUAUUUAUGUUUGUCUUUUUUAGUUGACUAUAUUUACUUUAAUAAAGACUCUGUUCGCUGUUGGAAAUCA